AUGCAGCGCCCAAGUGAGCAGCAGCAGCAGCUGCUGCAGCUGCAGCAGGAGCUGCAACAACAGGAGGAGCAGCAGCAGCAGGAACUCUACGCCGGCGAGCCCCAAGAAAGUGGCCCGCAGCAGCGGGAAGAGGAGGGGAAGCAGCAAGAGCAGCAGCAGGAACAGCAGCAGCCCGAGCAGCAGCAGCAGGAACAGCAGCAGCCCGAGCAGCAGCAGCAGGAGCAGCAGGGAGAGCAGCAAGCAGGCGCCUGCGACGGCAGCCAGCAGCACAAAGGGGGCCUCAGCAGCGACGAUGGGGGCCUCUUGAUGCUGCAGCAGCAGCUGCAGCAGCAGCUGCAGCUGCAGCAGCAGCAGCAGCAGGAACCAGCGCUGAAGCAGGAAAACCCCGCACUCUCCCAGGACGGGCCGGCUCAGGAGCGGCUGCAGCAGCUGCAGCAGCUGCAGCAGCACCAGCUGCAGCAGCUGCAGCAGCACCAGCUGCAGCACCACAACCUCCAGCAGCAGCACCACCUGCAGAGGCACCACUUGCAGCAGCAGCAGAUGAAGCAGCAGCAGCAAGACGCGUAUGAGUCCAGCAGCAGCCCAAGAGCUCCUGGCGAUGACUUUGCAGAGUUCUCCAAAGGAGAGAGGGAUGUGUUUGCUGUUUCAGGAGAAGGAGCAGAGCAGCAGCUGCAGGCUGAGCCGCAGCAGCUCGUGCUGCAGCAUCUGCAGCACCUGCAGCAGCUGCAGCAGCUGCAGCAGAUGGCGUCAGAUGUGCUGUGGACCAACGACAACAGGCAGCAGCAAACGCUGUCUUCUUUGGGGCCCGAUUACGUUCUGAAGCUGCUGCUUCUUCAGCAGCAGCUGCAGCAGCAGCAGCAGGUACAGCAGCUGCAUGGGCAGCAGCAGCAGCAGCAGCAGCAGCAGCAGCAGUUUGCCAUGCCGCAAACCCCGCAGGGCCAGGGCGUAGACGUUUCCAAUGGCCUGUCGAGUUGCGGCAGCGGGAUGGACCCAGCAGCAGCAGCAGCAGCCUCUGUUGCAGCCUUCAGCGACGGCGACAUGCAGCAGCAGCAGCAGCAGCAGCAGCAGCAGCAAACAGAAGGUGCUGCAGGGGCCCCCCUCGGCGCCUCCCCCCUGUGGGGCCCCCCAAACCCUCAUAAGAGGCUGCGGCGGGGCAAAAGGGGGGGCAGAAAUAAACAAAAGAGAAAAGAAAGAGGAGCAGCAGCAGCAGCAGCUGCUGCUGCUGCUGCUGCGCCUUUUGACUGCGCGCAGGAGGCCUCGGGGGGCAUUGACCUGCAGCAGCUGGCUGCUGCUCGCCCCGAACUCCUGCUGCUCGCCACGCGGCUGCUGCAGCUGCAGAAGCAGCAGCAGCAGCAGCAGCAGCAGCAACAGCAAUUCAGAGAAAUGCUGCGUCUGCAGCAGUCAAGGGAUUUCAUGAGGGCGCAGCAGCAGCGCCAACAACAGCAGCGGCAGCUGCAGCAGCAGCAGCAGCAGCAGCUGCUGAUGCAACGGGACAGCUACCAGCGUGCUGGAUACACCACUGGCUCAGUGGGCCCUCGACAGCAGCAGAUGCAGCAGCAAUUGCUUGAACAGCAGCUGCAGCAGUUGCUGCAGCAGCAAGUGCUGCUGCAACAGCAGCGCGGGCUCAGUUGCCAGGACGUGGUUCUCAGGCAGCUGCAGCAGCAGCAGCAGCAGCAGCCGCAGCAGCAGCCGCAGCAGCAGCCGCAGCCGCAGUACGUUCUGCAGCAGCAGCAGCAGGACCAGCAGAUCUACAUGAGAGACGGCAGACCUGGUCGCCUGCAGCCUCAGCAGCAGCAGCUGCAGCAGCAGCUGCAGCAGCAGCAGCUGCAGCAGCCGCAACUGCAGCAGCAGCAGCAGCAGCAAGAGGCACAUUCUAAUGUGUACUCAGAUGAUCGGUAUCUCUCGGGUGUACGCGACCCCGUAGCCGUUAACAGAGGCGGAGCGGGGGCGCUUUGGGGCCGGCAGCUGCAGCAGCUGCAGCAGCAGCAGCAGCAGCAGCAGCAGCAGCAGCAGCAGCAGCAGCAGCCGCAGCAGCAGCCCCUUAGACUCAACAUGAACAACAGCACCAGUGGUCGUGUGUUCGUAGUUUCUGCACAACGGCCCGAGAUAGCAUCAAGCCAGCAGCAGCAGCAGCAGCAGCAGCAGCAUGAGCAGCAGCAAGAGCAGCAGCAAGCAGCUGGCUUAGGGCCUGUGGGGCCCCAUGCAGUUCCAUCAGGCCUGGAUGUGUUGCCUGCUGCGGCUGCAGCUGCUGCACCGUUCUCAGCAGCAGCAGCAGCAGCAGCAGCAGAUAAGGACCUCACUGAUUUGGCACAGUGUUUCUCCGAGUGCACCAUCAGUCCCUGUGAGGGGCUCUUUGCUGCUGCUGCUGCUGCCGCUGCUGCUGCUGCUCCGACGUUCCUGAAGGGAGCAGCAGCAGCAGCAGGGCGGGUGCGGCCGGCGGGGUACUGGAGCAGCGCAGCAGCAGCAGCAGCAGCAGCAGGUCCCGUGGGCAGCGGCUUCGACACCGCAGCCUGCAGCACCAACAGCAGCAGCAACCACAGGAGAAGCAGCAGCCGCAGCAUCAGCAGCAUAACGAACAACAAGCAUGCAGGCGGCUACAGUUUGCUGCCAGAGCCUUUAGAGGAGAACAAGCUGCUGCUCUGA
Molecule: messenger RNA, 2643 nt
Organism: Eimeria necatrix
Lineage: Eukaryota; Apicomplexa; Conoidasida; Eucoccidiorida; Eimeriidae
Exons: 2
Coding region: 1-2643 (880 amino acids)
Source: RefSeq, a predicted model, not a curated record